Pundamilia nyererei is the source of this 1242-nucleotide messenger RNA. It is a transcript of the gene mpv17l, whose product is annotated as MPV17 mitochondrial membrane protein like. The coding region runs from base 381 to 1004 and encodes 207 amino acids. Lineage: Eukaryota; Metazoa; Chordata; Actinopteri; Cichliformes; Cichlidae. Gene Ontology annotation, biological process: mitochondrial ribosome assembly. The transcript has 4 exons. The record is from RefSeq and is a predicted model, not a curated record. Gene Ontology annotation, cellular component: membrane; mitochondrion; cytoplasm.
UGCAGAUUAGCGCUUGACCUGCAGGAUUUGUUGCUGGAGACGCACCUGAUUCACGGGAAGUAGAAAGAAUGAUCUGGAUUUAAAUUUACCGUGACCAAAGCGAAGCCAUGGCAGGUUUUAUGCAUUGCAUUUUUCGGGGAGUUUUUUGGGCAUUUCUCAUCUGAGAUCUGAUGAUGUGCGAUAUUCCUGCUGCCAGCGGAAACGUGUAAUCCCUCCCAGAUUACGGCGCACUGAUGGAUUGCGUCCUGUCGUCCAGUAGGCUGGCACUAGGGCCUAGCCAAACGAAUCCAACCGGUAUGCCUGCAUCCUGACUGCUGAGGUGAAACCACUCAGGGCAGGUCAUUCUGUAGGCACCUGCGUCCCCGUCGGUGCCAAAGACGAUGAGGAGAGCUGUACUCAAAGAAGCCGCCAAGCGAUUCCCUUGGCUGGCUAAUGUCACUUUGUACGGAUGCUUAUUCGCCGGCGGUGACCUAGUCCACCAGCUCAUCGCUCAGAAGGAGCACAUGGACUGGAAACACACUCGCAAUGUCGCCAUCGUGGCAAUCAGCUUCCAGGGAAACUUUAACUACUUCUGGCUACGCGCCCUGGAGAGGCGCUUCCCUGGAAAGUCCGCCGGGAUGGUUUUCCGCAAACUGCUGCUGGACCAAAGCUUCGCGUCGCCUUUGGCCACCAGUGUCUUCUACACCGGGGUGAGCUUCUUGGAGGGAAAGGAGGACGUCUUUGAGGACUGGAGGGAGAAGUUCUUCAACACCUGGAAGACUGGACUCAUGUACUGGCCAUUCAUGCAGUUCCUCAACUUCGUCCUGAUGCCGUUGUACAUGCGGACUGCCUUCAUGGGCUGCUGCGCCUUCCUCUGGGCCACCUUCCUGUGCUUCUCUCGGCAGAACGGCGAUGGCACGGCCGGAGUGGCUUUCGCGUUCAUCAUGGACCCACGUAAAACUCUGGAGGAGAUGCGUGAGGCCCGGCUGGCCCGGAAGAAGCAAAAGACCCAACGGGAAAACUAAAGCGAGGAGGAAGGAGUGGAAGAGGAUGCCGCUUCAGUCAUUCAGGUUGUUGAGCCGUGGAGGAAAGACCGAGAGUUCGUUACCUCCACUUAAACCAGCACGAUGAGAGCUGAGGAGCCAAUGAAAGCAAAAUCACUGAAUACUCUCACUGUCUGUCACAAGGUUUGACUGAUGUGGAUUUUGAAGGCGAGUUUUUAAAUUAAGGGCAUUGAUUGACAGGCAGGAGUCUGUCAAGGAA